AUGCUGCUCUCGACGCUGGUGACGUGCCUCGCCGGGUGCGCGUUCCUCCUGUCACCGGUCAGCGAGGGGUGCGGACCGGGCAGAGGCAAUGGCAAGAGGCGGCCGCCGCGGAAGCUGGUCCCUCUCGCCUACAAGCAGUUCACCCCCAACGUGGGCGAGAAGACGCUGGGAGCCAGCGGGAGAUACGAAGGGAAAAUUACCCGGAACUCCGAGCGCUUCAAGGAGCUCACCCCCAACUACAACCCCGACAUCAUCUUCAAGGAUGAGGAGAACACAGGUGCAGACCGCCUGAUGACGCAGCGCUGCAAAGACAGGCUGAACUCUCUGGCCAUCUCGGUGAUGAACCUCUGGCCCGGGGUCCGGCUACGGGUCACCGAGGGCUGGGAUGAGGACGGCCACCACUCGGAGGAGUCGCUGCACUACGAGGGCCGGGCGGUGGACAUCACCACGUCGGACCGGGACAGGAACAAGUACGCCAUGCUGGCACGGCUGGCAGUGGAGGCUGGAUUCGACUGGGUCUACUACGAGUCCAAAUAUCACAUCCACUGCAGUGUCAAGUCAGACCACUCAGUGGCGGCUAAGUCUGGAGGUUGUUUCCCUGGUGAGGCCUUGGUCAAACUGGAAAGUGGAAGUCAGAAGCUCGUCAGCGAUCUGCGACCCGGUGAGCGAGUCCUCGUCUCGUCAGGCAGUGACGGUAGCGGUGAGCUUGUGUUCAGUGAGGUCCUGACUUUCCUCGAUCGGGACCCCAAGACCCGGAAACUCUUUUACACCCUGCAGACUGAAGCUGGGGCUCAGCUCUCACUCACUGCCGCCCACCUGAUAUUUGUGUCUAAAGAGAACUGCUCAGAAGGGGCGGUGCCAGCCCGCAAUGCCCUCAGGACUGUGUACGCCAGCGAUGCCCAGCCGGGACAGUGUGUGCUGGUGUCAGAGGGUAAAGCGGGACAGAAGCACAGGGAGGGGCGUCUGUCUCGGAUCAGCCGGGUGACAGUAAAGGAGAUGAAAGGGGUGUUUGCGCCGCUGACCCAGCAGGGGACGGUGGUGGUGGACGGGGUGGUGGCGUCCUGCUACGCAGUGGUGGACCAGCACUCCCUUGCUCACUGGGCCUUUGCCCCACUCAGGCUGAUCCACAGCUGGACUCGGACCACUGGGGGCCACAGUGACGGGAUCCACUGGUACUCGCAGCUUUUACACUGGCUGGGGAGGAAGUUGUUGGACUCAGGAUGCCUCCACCCGCUGGGAGUGGCUCAGGACAACAGGUGAGGAAGCUGAACUGCAAAGUAAGAGCCAGAUAAGACUCUAAUGAACUUCCUGCAGCGAUGGGAGACAUUUGGCUUCCUGCUGAGGCCUGAUGGGAAGAAUAAAAAAACUCGA
This is a messenger RNA of Pelmatolapia mariae (spotted tilapia), 1371 nucleotides long. Its product is annotated as indian hedgehog B protein-like. The record is from RefSeq and is a predicted model, not a curated record. Lineage: Eukaryota; Metazoa; Chordata; Actinopteri; Cichliformes; Cichlidae. The transcript has 3 exons. Gene Ontology annotation, biological process: smoothened signaling pathway; cell fate specification; regulation of gene expression. Gene Ontology annotation, molecular function: patched binding; calcium ion binding. Bases 1 to 1260 code for a protein of 419 amino acids.